Molecule: messenger RNA, 872 nt
Organism: Daucus carota subsp. sativus
Lineage: Eukaryota; Viridiplantae; Streptophyta; Magnoliopsida; Apiales; Apiaceae
Product: umecyanin
Exons: 2
Coding region: 163-762 (199 amino acids)
Cellular component (GO): plasma membrane
Molecular function (GO): electron transfer activity
Source: RefSeq, a predicted model, not a curated record
CCACAGGACACCCACUCUCCCCACUUGAGCCUAGCCACAUACCACACCACACCUUCCCAAUCCACAUAUACACCGCGAGAGAGAAAUCGAGAGAGAGAGAGAGGCGAGAGAGAGAGAGAGAGAGGGGCGAUUGACUCGUAGAACACAAAAUUAGAAGAGAAAAUGGCAAGUGGAAGAGUGAAUGUGGUAGCAUUUUUUGUAGUUAUGGUAAUAGGAGCGGCUAUGCAGAUGGAAAGCACGGAUGCGCAGAAGACUCAUGAUGUGAAUGGACCAGCAGGCUGGAUUAUUCCAUCAAGCCCCAACGUUUACUCCACCUGGGCUGCUUCCCAGACCUUCGCCGUUGGCGAUACUCUCGUAUUCAAUUUCACGACGGGAGCACACACGGCGGCGCAAGUGACCAAGGCGGCGUACGAUGCUUGCACCAUAACCAACCCCAUUGCGGUGUGGCAAACUGGUCCAUCCAGCGUUAAGCUCAACUCGUCCGGCCCUCACUACUACAUCUGUACAAUCCCAAGUCAUUGCUCACUGGGUCAAAAAGUAGCCAUCACUGUGGGUGCCGCCGCAACUUCACCAGCUUCUGCCCCUUCACCCGCCGCAACUCCCACAGAGGCACCGGCACCAGGCAGCACCGCCACUCCCUCGGACGCACCGGGAAGCACCACCACUCCCUCGGCAGAGACACCGGGGAAUUCAGCGUCAUUUGCUGCCGCUGCAUGGCCGCUCACAGUUUUGUCCGCCGCCGCCAUGGCUUUAUUUUUCUAGAUUUAGAGCGUGUCGAUAUUUGUUUCUAUGAUUCGUUCUUAUUGCCUGUGUGAUUUUUACUACUCUUGAAUUUUAUGCCAAUAAAAUCGUAUCUAUCUCGAUAAUUUUAA